UCCUGCAAAUUAAACGGUAUACUAUUUGCUGUUUAUUUCAUUCCGAAUGUGUUUAGGUCUAGUGUUGUCGUCGAUCUGUCACAACAGCUUGCGUGCGGACACGUACGACACGCACGCUGCGCGACGAUAUAACCUCGCACGUUUCUCGUAAGAAAAACUCUUAUCGUGAAGGGAAAAUACUAUAGAUUUUUCGAAAUAUAGUUCGAUAAAAACUGGUAGAUAAGCGACACGCUAUUUUUCUUAUUGCGCUUUUAGAUUUUUACAUACAGAAAAAAAUGCGCAAUGUUAUUUCUAAUUUAUUACACACAGAAAUCAGAUGUUUAAUUCGCAAUGUAAACACUGUUAAAUGCCAAAGAAGGUGGAUAUACUCGUCAAAAAGAUAUUGCGCCAAAGCGACGACUGAACUAGAAUACAACGUGCCAGUUGAGAAUAUUCGUAAUUUCAGUAUAAUCGCACAUGUGGAUCACGGCAAGAGUACACUGGCGGACAGGCUUCUGGAAUUGACCGGAGCCAUAAAAGCGAACUCGGGCAAGCAAGUCCUGGACAGUCUACAGGUGGAGAGAGAACGCGGAAUUACUGUGAAGGCGCAAACAGCCUCCUUGUUCCACAUAUAUCAGGGAAGGAAGUAUCUCCUGAAUCUUAUAGAUACACCAGGUCAUGUGGACUUCUCCGCGGAGGUUCAGCGAUCCUUGGCUCCGUGUCAAGGAGUCAUACUGCUGGUCGACGCAAACGACGGCGUCCAGGCGCAAACGGUGGCUAAUUAUUAUCUAGCGCGGCAAAAGAAUCUCGUGAUAAUACCGGUAAUCAACAAGAUUGAUCUAAAGAAUGCAAAUCCUGAGAAAGUAAAAAUGCAAUUGCAAACAUUACUGGACGCAGACGACGUAGACGUUAUCAAAAUAUCCGCCAAGUUGGGUACCGGAAUCGAAAACGUUCUCGAUGCUGUGGUAGAGAAAAUUCCACCGCCCACGGUAUUCAGGGACAAUCCCUUCAGAGCGCUUAUAUUCGACAGCUGGUACGACAAACACCAAGGUGCGAUUUCCUUGAUUUAUGUGAAAGACGGAACAUUGUCGGUUGGCAAACAAAUUGCUUCGGCCUACAUGAAAAAGUCGUACGAGGUUCGUAAUAUAUUUCUCCUUAGACCUCACGCGGAGAACGUGAAGACAAUAUUUGCUGGUCAAGUAGGUGCCAUUUCGUGUAACAUGAAGUCCAAGGAGGCUCACAUUGGUGACACUUUGCAUCUGCGGAAUGCGCCUGUCGAUCUCUUAGAAGGAUUCAAACCACCAAAACCAAUGGUGUUCGCAGGCGUGUAUCCGAUAGAUCAGUCGGAAUUACCUUCCUUGCAAGCUGCCAUUGAGAGGCUUACGUUAAACGACAGUGCUGUCACCGUCACUCUGGAAUCGAGCGUCGCGCUGGGAAAAGGAUUUCGCAUUGGCUUUCUAGGCUUGUUGCAUAUGGAGGUCUUCAUUCAACGUCUUGAACAGGAAUACGGAGCACAGCCGGUAGUUACCGCGCCUGCUGUCACGUACAAAGCAAAGAUUUUUGGAAGUAAAAAUAUAAAAAAAAUCCACAACGACGUGAUAACUUUUAAUAAUCCAGCACAGUUUCCGGAUCGUCAGAUUGUUAGCGAAUUUUACGAACCCAUGAUCAUAGCGACCAUCAUAACGCCAACUGACUAUGUCAAAAGUAUCGCGGCACUUUGUUAUGAAAAACGAGGCGAAGAAAGAAUGAACAAGAACAUUGGCAACGACAGGCUUAUGCUGCAGUACAUGAUGCCAUUGAACGAAGUGAUCCUCGACUUUCACGAUUCCUUAAAGAGCAUAAGUUCCGGUUACGCCAGCUUCGAUUACGAGGACUACGAUUAUCAACCAUCUGACAUAGUGAAGCUAGACAUUCUUUUGAAUGGGAAAGUAGUGGAAGAGUUGAGCAUAAUCGUACAUAGACGGAAAGCGUUACAAACGGGCAAAACACUGUGCACCAAACUUUUGGACACUAUUCCGCGACAGAUGUUCGAAAUAGCGAUCCAAGCGGCAGUCGGGAACAAAAUACUUGCGAGAGAAAAUCUGAAGGCUUACAAAAAAGAUGUAACAGCAAAAUUAUACGGUGGUGAUGUUACCAGGAGAAAAAAGUUGCUAGCGCAACAAACGGAAGGAAAGAAAAAAAUGAGAAUGAUCGGAAAAAUUUCUUUACCGCGGGACACUUUCAUAAAUGUAUUAAAGAGAUGAUGUAACUUUAUACUAUAAAUCAGAGAUGAUUAAUAACGAUUGGUUUUUUUAAU
Messenger RNA from Pseudomyrmex gracilis, 2275 nucleotides. It is a transcript of the gene waw, whose product is annotated as translation factor GUF1 homolog, mitochondrial. The transcript is spliced from 7 exons. Gene Ontology annotation, cellular component: mitochondrion. Gene Ontology annotation, biological process: positive regulation of translation. NCBI's taxonomy places the organism in Eukaryota, Metazoa, Arthropoda, Insecta, Hymenoptera, Formicidae. Gene Ontology annotation, molecular function: GTPase activity; GTP binding; mitochondrial ribosome binding. The record is from RefSeq and is a predicted model, not a curated record. Bases 276 to 2222 code for a protein of 648 amino acids.